Messenger RNA from Chrysoperla carnea, 1441 nucleotides. RefSeq lists its product as uncharacterized. NCBI's taxonomy places the organism in Eukaryota, Metazoa, Arthropoda, Insecta, Neuroptera, Chrysopidae. The record is from RefSeq and is a predicted model, not a curated record. Bases 326 to 1441 code for a protein of 371 amino acids. The transcript has 5 exons.
UAUACAGAGUGUGCAAAAUAAAUUCCAAUUACAUAACCCACAAAAGUGUGUAAUAAAUGCUAAUAAACAACACCCUCAUCUAAAAAAAUCAUCCCCUUUUAGGUGAAACUUUGUUGGUGUGCGGUGAACGAAUUAAGAUAAAUGGGUUGUUUUAGUGUGUGAAAUUGACGGGACAGAUAAUUGAAUUGAAAAAUAAUAUGAAAUAGAUGGAGUAAAAAUCAUCCAUCUUUUGAUUGACCCACCGUUAUUUUGUGUGUUUGUUGUUCGUUCUCGCUCUUUGUUAUCCUCGAAAAUAGAACAACGGUAGUGUGAGAUAGAUACAACAAUGGUGCAACAAUACAAUCGCAAAUAUUUUAGUGGUGUUUCAACACUUUUACUUUUUAUUGUGCAGCUGUUCUCACAAGUGACGGUUAUAUAUCCAGAAAAAACUAGUGGAUUACGGCUCAUAGAAAUGUCCGUACCAACAAUAGCAGAUCCGCGUGAGUCAAUGGAAAUUUCAUGUACUUUCGAUAUGGGCGGUGAAGAAUUAAAUUCGGUAAAAUGGUAUAAAGAUGAAGAAGAAUUCUUCCGUUUUAUGCCAUUGCAACAUCCACCAGUUUUAACAUUUCCGGUUGCUGGUGUACAUUUAGAUAAUCAUAUGCAUCAACAACAUUCAUCGCUAUCAUCAUCUGAAAUGAUUUAUGAUCAUCAAAGUGAUGAUCACCAUAUGAGUGGUAUUGCUGGGGGUGGCUUGGAUGAGAAUCAUGGUGUUGUACAAAGCUAUCAUGAUGGUAUACAAAAUAGUUGUACAACAUCGUAUUGUAAAGUGGUCUUACGGAAUUUAACGCGAAUACAUAGUAGUGGAGCGUAUAAGUGUGAAAUAUCUACGGAAGCGCCAACGUUUAAAGUGGUUUUUGGGACGACAAAUGUAACUGUAAUUGCAUUGCCUCGAGGAAAUCCACGUAUUGAGGGAUUAUCACCCUUCUAUACAGUUGGUGAUUUAAUAACAGCAAAUUGUACAUCAGGUCCUGCAGAUCCACCACCUACAUUAGAAUGGCAAUUAAAUGGUAAACCAUUGACAUCUCGUGCACUAGUUGGUCCUACCACAAUAUCAGAACAUGGCGAUGAACAUGGAUUAGUAAAUACCACAUUAGCAUUACAUAUGAUCGCUGAGAAACGUCAUUUUCUUGGACCUAAUCAUAUCAUGGAAAUACGUUGUAUAUCAACAAUACCAUUAUUAAUACCACAACAACAUGCAUUAGCACCACCACAAUAUACAUCUGUUACGAUAUCAUUGAAAGGUUCACAUGCACAACAUUUGAAUAAUCAAAAAUUGAUUAAAUGGCCGAAUCAUUCAGAUACAUUAAAAUCAACGAAUAUAUUUUUAUUAAUUACAAUAAGUAUAUUCAGUCUAUCAUUGUCAACCAUAUUGGAUGAAAUCACCAUAUCUGUAAUAAAUUAA